AAUUUAGUUUUGUCGUGGAUCGGGGACGUGUUUUUCCGUGCUCGGUGGAAGGUGCGAAGUAGUGGUUGUGCGACCGUAAACAAAGCGAUUGUGCGUCGCGUACGCGUAAUAUCUUUGGAGCGGUACGAUUCGUGGGUGAAAAUCUGUACAUAUGUACGGAAAUAUGCGAGAAAGGGAAGAAUUUUGUCGAAGUUUUCCACCGGGACAACCGACCCAGCCGCCGACGGCUCAGGCCCUGGGCCUUGACGCUCUGCACAGCCUUUGUAAAGAGAUAUAUCCCGACCAAAGUAAUCCGCUCACAGUCACCGCUGUCGUGAAGUACUGGUUGGGGGGUCCCGAUCCUCUCGACUACAUAAGCAUGUACGAAAAUCCUGGCUGCCCCGAAUUGGGCAUACCGCCACAUUGGCAUUACAUCAGUUUGGGUUUGUCGGAUUUGCACGGAGAUGGAAGGAUACAUCCAAAAAGCGGUCCUGGUCGUCCAAGUGGUUUUGGAUUUGAGUUGACCUUCAGAUUAGUUAGAGAAAGAAAUGAGAUGAGCCCUCCUACAUGGCCUGCGAACGUAAUGCAGCAAUUAGCAAAAUACGUUUUUAAUUCUGGGAACAUGUUGUUGCCUGGUGAUCAUGUAUCGUGGCAUGCUCCAUUGGAUAAUGGAAAUGGUCGUAUCACGCAAAUUUUAAUGGGCAAGGAUCCGCAAUUACCAACAUCUAUAUGUACACCUCAUGGGGAUGUUUCAUUUGUUCAAAUUGUAGGAGUCACUUCUGAAGAAUUACAAGCUGCACAGCAUUGGAACGGUUUAGGUCUUGUAAGUUUAUUAAAGACCAGCCGUGGUUGUGGACCAUGGCUGGUAACAAAUAUGAGACGGAUGCAUUCUAUUAUGGAGGAUGACCCCUCCAUAGCAGAAAAAAUACAAACCGGGAUAGAAAAAGAAGGUUCUAACUUGAGCGGUGUAUCUGCAAAGUGUUGGUGGGUUCAGGUGAACAAUGAUAGGAGUACAGAAAAAUACAGGGACAAAAGAAACGAAUCGGACGAAGAAGACGAGGAUAUUAAACCAGUUAUAAAGUCAGAAAGAUUAUCUCCUUGUGAAUUAGAGCUAAAUUUAUCGCAUGAAAGUUUUAUUAAAAUCUUACCAGGACUUCAUUUAACGUUUAAUCUUGAAGCUGGAUCUUUAUUACCAUUAGCAAUAAAGGGCCGUGUUAUGCAUGGGAGGCAUUUCACGUUCAAAUCUAUAUUGUCCAAUACAGCUGUUACUAUAGUUGCACCAUCAGUUACCGGUACUCUAGUUUCUAGGGAAAAACCAUAUGUAGUUCAAGGACCAUGGCUGCAAGUGUUACUUCCAGAAGAUUUGUCUGAGAAAAUGGCCCAAGAGUUUCAAAUUUUGAAUUCGACGAAUCAGGUUCAAUUGCCAAAGACAUUUUCGUGGCCUGAACAUAAACUGGUUAUUACCGUAGUAAAUGACUGAGCAAAUAUAAAAAAAAACGAUUCACAUUUUAGUACCUUUAAACGCGUUAGAAUACAAAUUAACAUAAACAAAGUAUUAUCUAAUUUUAUUAAAAAAGUGGGUUUCAAAGAACUUAUUUAUAAUUUCAACGCGCAAGUGCGAUUACCGCGCGAACGGAACUAUAAGACUUCGCAUUUCAACGUGUAAAAGAGAAGGCCAAUUAUAUUUAAUAUAUUUCGUGCGACCUAGAAAAUAUAUUCUCUAUUUUGGCAAGCAAAGAUUUCAACGCCUCCCUUUUACAGAUUGAUGCCCGUUAACAAUUUCUAUUUAAUUGUGUACAUAAUAGAAUGGAAGUUAAAAAAAGGUGUAAUUGUAUUUGAUAUACGAGUUUACACGUUGUUACGACUAAUGAACAUUUUUGUAAAUAGAUAAACCGAAAAUU
Colletes gigas is the source of this 1880-nucleotide messenger RNA. It is a transcript of the gene Su(fu), whose product is annotated as suppressor of fused homolog. The transcript has 7 exons. Gene Ontology annotation, cellular component: cytoplasm; nucleus. The coding region runs from base 152 to 1459 and encodes 435 amino acids. NCBI's taxonomy places the organism in Eukaryota, Metazoa, Arthropoda, Insecta, Hymenoptera, Colletidae. The record is from RefSeq and is a predicted model, not a curated record. Gene Ontology annotation, molecular function: transcription factor binding.